Messenger RNA from Musca vetustissima, 1227 nucleotides. Its product is annotated as zinc finger matrin-type protein 3-like. Gene Ontology annotation, molecular function: zinc ion binding; nucleic acid binding. The record is from RefSeq and is a predicted model, not a curated record. NCBI's taxonomy places the organism in Eukaryota, Metazoa, Arthropoda, Insecta, Diptera, Muscidae. The transcript has 3 exons. Bases 1 to 1227 code for a protein of 408 amino acids.
AUGAAUUUCUCUACCGGAUAUCAUCUACAAAUGGGAGCUACACCAUCCGAUAAUAUGACUCAAAUAAAUAAUAAUGUGGCAUAUCCUUCGACAGAGACCGGCUUACAAACUCAUGAUACGACAGAGACUCCGCUUACAUAUGGCGAUUACAAGACUUCACUAAAAAGGAAAUAUAUGGAUUCUUUCCGCACGCCAAAGAAACAAGAACCCGUUGCCGAAUAUGAUGAGAAGGGUAAUAUGGCUAUGUUUACGGGAAGACAUCCAUCAUACCCAGACGAAUUAAAUGCACUGAUACAUCCUUCCUCAUGUGACUUGUGUAACAUGAAAAUGAAUUCGGUAAUAUCAGCAAAAGAUCAUUAUGAAUCUAAGUCUCACGAUAAAAGCAUUACAAAUUGGAUUACAAAAAAUUACACGGAAAAGGGUAUAAACCCACCAGAAAUAGCACGUUUUUACAAGCAGGGACCCGUGGGACCAAAUGCUUUCCAUUGUGAACUGUGUGAUUUGAAGCUAACAUCGGUAACUCAUGCACAACAACAUUUUGCGGGCAAAAAACAUCAAAUGGUUCUAAGUCAACGAUCAAAACCUUCGGGUGCCGGCUAUUAUAAUAAUGAAGGAAAAUGGGUCAGAGUUUCUACAAAAGCGUUUCCGAAAAGUGCAGACCGACGUUUUGGAAUUGGUGACCAAUUUCUGUUUGGUUCCAGUGAUAAUGUAUCCACAACUACUGCAGAUGAAUCGUCUAAUUCCGUUGUUAGUUCACCACAACAAAUGCCAGAGGACAAUACGGAUGCCAAACCACCCAAAAUUGCGAAAAUUAAUGAACAAGAUCCAAAUCUAUUUUGUGUAGUAUGUAAUGUAAGUGCUACAUCCGCUCUGCAAAUGGCAAUGCAUUUAAGUGGAAUAAAACAUCAGAAAAAACUAAAGGCAAGUGGAGUGGAAAUCACAAUUACGGGUCACGCCCCUACAUCUACCACUACAGAUGAUACAAGCCAAACUAUUGCUGUUUCUCUCAAGGAUAAUGUUCUCAAUUCCGUUAUUAAUGAACAGAAGCCGGAUACAAUCGAUAUGUCGAUGUACCGCACACCCAGUGGUCAAUAUUAUUGCCAAACAUGCAAUUUAACUAUAACAAAUCUACAUAGUCUGGAACAACACCUCAAAGGAAAGCGUCAUCUUAAAAGUCAAAUGGAACAAAAGGCAAUUGCCGCAAUAGCAAAUGUUAAACGAAAAUGA